AUGCAGUCUGCCCUCGACAUCUCCACUAAGAACGACGCCAAUAGCAUCAACGAACAGUGCGAGUCAUCAUCUUCGGGGUUAGUUAAGGAAUCAGGUCGUCGCCUUGAAUCUCGGUCUGGCAGUUCUCUGAUUCUCGCGAAAUCUCGCACAUGGGGCACAAUCCCUGAUCACUUCGAGAUACCAGGCUUUUCGAUUCCAGUGGACGGGAAAGGCAAGUCUCCGCUUGCAGAUGCAACUCCUCCCGAGGUUUUCACAGUUGAUAGCUGCAAACUUGGUGACGAAUUUGUCGACACCAGCAUCAUUCCUGGCUUGCGGGGCAAGGUCAUUGGUAAAGGUGUCACGGCUACUGUCAAACUGAUGCACGGGAAAGGACCCGGAAAACCGCACUAUUAUGCGGUGAAGGAAUUCCGCAGAAGUCGUAAAGAGAGCCUGCAAGCUUACGACAGAAAGAUCAAACUCGAGUUCAGCAUCGCCAAGAGCUUGCAUCAUCCUAAUAUCGUGGAGACUGUUCGACUCUGCUCCCACGCAGGCCGUUGGUCUCAUGUUAUGGAAUACUGCAGUCAAGGGGACUUGUUUACAAUCGUGCAACAACGAUAUCUUUCGUUCGAAAGUGAACUGUGUCUGUUCAAACAACUCUUCCAAGGUGUCGCAUAUUUACAUAGUAUUGGGAUUGCGCACCGCGAUAUCAAACUAGAAAAUUUGCUCUUGACAGCAGACAGUCAUCUAAAGAUCACCGACUUCGGAUGCGCCAAAGUCUUCAGUGAGGUCCACCAAGAUUUGCAGUCAUAUGACGGAGGACGUGCGGAAGUCUUUGGUAAGAUUCGCAAAUGUCGCCCAGGUGUUUGUGGCAGCCUGCCAUAUAUUGCACCAGAAGUUCUGGCGGAAGACCGAAGCUACGACCCACGCUUGCUUGACAUAUGGUCUUGUGCCAUCGUCUGCCUUGCCAUGCUCCACUGCGGUACGCCAUGGGCAGCCGCAGAAGAAAAGGACGCCGGGUAUUCUCGCUAUCUCAAAUGGUGGGAAGAGUUCUUGAGAAGCGAGCCGGAUGGAAUUAUCACAGGGGAUGUAUAUCCUAAAAUCGGGAAAUUCUUCUCGGAACUUCGCACAAUACCUCUUCGGCGUCUCAUCCUACAGAUGCUCCAUCCUAUCCCGGAGAGAAGGGCUACCAUCUGCGAUGUGAUGAACGAUCGCUGGGUCAAGAGGAUUGAAUGUUGUUGCCCCGAACCAGGCAAGCCGUCUAAUUGCUUUGAGGAAGUUGACGGCAUAGUUUAUCCAAAGGUUCACAAUCAUCUGCCCCCAGCGAAGAAAGGCUUCUUCCAGCACUAUAUCUAG
Aspergillus udagawae is the source of this 1332-nucleotide messenger RNA. Its product is annotated as putative serine/threonine protein kinase. Lineage: Eukaryota; Fungi; Ascomycota; Eurotiomycetes; Eurotiales; Aspergillaceae. The record is from RefSeq and is a predicted model, not a curated record. Gene Ontology annotation, molecular function: protein serine/threonine kinase activity; ATP binding. The transcript is spliced from 3 exons. Bases 1 to 1332 code for a protein of 443 amino acids. Gene Ontology annotation, biological process: intracellular signal transduction; protein phosphorylation; intracellular monoatomic cation homeostasis.